Fraxinus pennsylvanica is the source of this 1275-nucleotide messenger RNA. The record is from the annotation of a GenBank genome assembly. Lineage: Eukaryota; Viridiplantae; Streptophyta; Magnoliopsida; Lamiales; Oleaceae.
AUGGCGAGGGCAAAGCACAAAACUACCAAAUUUGUGUUUAUAUUGGUUGCCCUUUUGGGAGCGUUUUUUAUUGUAGAUCUUCUAUGGGCUUCCUCUUCCUCUGCUUCGCAAGCAGUAGCAUCCAAUUGGGCUUUUCAAAAUUCUCACGCUUUUAUCAUUCCUAACGUUGUUCAUUCUAACAAUAACACUGUUUCCGCCCCAGUUAAGGAGAAAGCUAAGCAAGAUAAAAAAGGAGUGGUUCCUGAGAGGGUCUUAUCGGCAACUUUUGCUGAUUUGCCUGGCCCAGAGUUAAAAUGGGAAAAAAUGUCAACAGCACCAGUGCCUCGUCUUGAUGGUGCAGCCAUUCAAAUCAAGAAUCUUCUUUAUGUAUUUGCUGGAUAUGGAACAAUUGAUUAUGUUCAUUCUCACGUUGAUAUUUACAAUUUCACGGAUAACACAUGGGGAGAAAGGUUUGAUAUGCCAAAGGAAAUGGCACAUUCACAUUUAGGUAUGGUUACGGAUGGGAGAUAUAUUUACGUAGUUACAGGACAAUAUGGUCCUCAAUGUAGAGGACCUACAGCACGCACAUUUGUAUUGGACACAUCGACAAAGCAAUGGCAGGACUUUCCUCCUCUGCCCGUUCCAAGAUAUGCACCUGCAACCCAGCUUUGGCAAGGCAGACUCCAUGUGAUGGGUGGCAGCAAAGAGAACCGGCAUACACCUGGAUUAGAGCACUGGAGUAUUGCUGUGAAAGAUGGCAAAGCUUUAGAAAAGGACUGGAGAACGGAGAUCCCCAUACCCCGUGGUGGACCGCACAGGGCUUGUGUUGUGGUUAAUGAUCGUUUGUAUGUUAUUGGCGGUCAGGAGGGUGAUUUCAUGGCUAAACCAGGAUCUCCCAUUUUUAAGUGCUCCCGUAGAAAUGAGGUUGUAUAUGAUGAUGUUUACAUGCUAGAUGAUGAUAUGAAAUGGAAAGUACUGCCUCAUAUGCCAAAGCCCGAUUCUCACAUUGAGUUUGCGUGGGCAAUUGUUAACAAUUCUAUUGUUAUUGUUGGAGGCACCACAGAGAAGCAUCCUGUAACAAAAAAGAUGACACUUGUUGGAGAAAUUUUCCAGUUCCAAUUGGAAACUCAGAAAUGGUCAGUGAUUGGAAAACUUCCAUAUCGGGUGAAAACCACUCUAGUUGGAUUUUGGAAUGGAAUGUUGUAUUUUACAUCGGGGCAACGAGACAAAGGCCCAGAUGACCCGGCACCAAGAAAGGUCAUCGGAGAAAUGUGGAGAACAAAACUGAGCUUAUGA